Dermacentor silvarum is the source of this 444-nucleotide messenger RNA. Its product is annotated as leucine-rich melanocyte differentiation-associated protein. Gene Ontology annotation, biological process: melanocyte differentiation. Lineage: Eukaryota; Metazoa; Arthropoda; Arachnida; Ixodida; Ixodidae. The record is from RefSeq and is a predicted model, not a curated record. The coding region runs from base 1 to 444 and encodes 147 amino acids. The transcript has 2 exons.
AUGAGCGAACGCAAGACGUGCGUCGCCAGAGCAUUCUGGGAGCAACACGAGCAAAGCGAGACCGCACUCGAGCUGUCACUCUCGUACAAAUACAAGUGCGACCUCGAAUCUAUAGAGCAAGGGUACCGCUACUACGUGAUCUACAAGCUCCGUCAGCUCAAGUUCCUCGACUCCCGCGCCGUGACCAGCGCCGAGCGGGCCGAGGCUCGGCGCGUGGGCGCCUUCAUGCGGGUCGCCCGACCGCCGCUACACGUCGGGGGAUCGGUGCCCUGGGCCGACGGCGGCUCGGACUCGGAGGCGGACGCCUACCGGUACACACCGGUGCCGCCGAUACCCACGCACGGCAUCGGCCGGCAGCGCAUGACCGUCUACGGCAUGCUCAAGUACAAGUACACCGGCAAGCACUCCGAAGGGAACCGCUUCAUCCGCAAAGAAGAGCUCUGA